Messenger RNA from Taeniopygia guttata (zebra finch), 6254 nucleotides. Lineage: Eukaryota; Metazoa; Chordata; Aves; Passeriformes; Estrildidae. The record is from RefSeq and is a predicted model, not a curated record.
GCGGGGAAAGCCGCGGGGCUGGCGGCCCCCCGAGCGGCCGCCCGGGCUCCCUGGGGAAGCCGCGGUUCCCGCGGCUCUGGGGGAAUCAGCGGGGAGACACCUCGUGUAUUCUGCUCCGUGGGUUGACGCCUUCAGUUCGGUGCCGCUUUGCUCACCUGCAGGGGGGAGGUGGGAUGGAGUAAAGUCAUCCCUGUGGGUCCGCCCGUGGGGAAGGGAAAGGCUCCUCUGGGGGCAGAAAAAGGGUGUAGUUGCUUUCCUUUGGAGAGAGAAGAAUCAAAGCGCUGUAUUGCCCACUUGUGUUGAGCUGUGGCUUCGGUGUUGAGUUUGGAGCGUCAGGAUUAAUUUCGUAGCAUGUUUCUAGUGGUAAUAUAUAUAUAUUAAAGGAUGAGGCAAGACUUUUUAGACUUGAAACAUAGGGUACAAAUGCAUUGUGCAGCAUUUUCUUUAACGUUACUGUCUACUUUAUCUUGGAUGCCCCCUCUUUACUUGGGUUGCGUCUGUCACUUCAGUCUGGGUAUGGAGUUCAUGUCCAUCUGCAGGUGUAAGUGCUCUGCCUCUGGGAGCAGCAGAGAGUGAGGACAGCUGGUAUGUGCUUAUUUAAUUGUCAGCUUUUAUCCCCAGUGCCAACUGGAUACUGCUAUCCCAAGUGAAUUGGGAUAGUGGAUAAAUAUUUCCCCUCCUACAGGGAAGGCCUGUCUGCUAAGACCAGUUUCUGGAGUCUUGAUGCUGACAAAAUACAGCUCAGUAGUAGGACUGAACCAGCCUCGUGCUGUGUCUAAAUUCAUCAUUACAGGUGCAGUAGUUCCUGACUGCAUGUCACAGUCUCCUGCUGAUCUGUGCUUGGUCUGGCUGCACAUUGAAGUUUCCUCUUGGAAAUUAGUUGCAUUAAGCUGGUAUGUUUCUUACUACAAGAAGCAAUUUUCCACUUUUUCUCUGCUCUAAGGGUUAGCGUGUCACAGUUUAUGAAUUAAAUUUAGAUCUGAAUAAUUAUACACCUCUUCUGUUUAUUUUUGCUUGAAUCCGUACAGGAAAUAUAGGGUUGAAGGCUCUGUUGUUUGUUUCCUUCAUGCACCUCUUUCACGCUUUAGACAAAAGCAGAAUUAACUUGCUUUUUUUCUUCUAGGCAUAACACAUUUCUUUCCCUUCCUGUUGCAGUAUUUUACAGACAUCUUGCUGUUGCAGGAGAGCUGAUGAACAAAUACCCCUUGCCAAUAUUCCAUUAAUGAGGAGUCAGUACUGGGUCAGCAUAGUGGUGGGUUAAAUACUGCUUCCUGUUUGUAAUUUUCUUGUUUUAAAAUCUCUCAGCUUUCCAUAAACUUUUCCACAAAGUAUGACAGCUUCAUGCUGAAAGGUCCAGAAAAUAAAGAUCUUUUUAGAAAAAUGUUAUAAAGGAGGGAGAUGUAGACAUGACAGUUCUGGAAAGGGUUAAAGAGUUUGUAGUUAUCAAAGCAGUAAUAAAGAACACACCAAGGUAAGUUCCUGCAGAAACCUCAGGCAGAGCUGAGUGAGAAUUGCUGUGUUUGAGGCCAAUCUGACCAGCUGAAUCUGUAAACUCUUGCAGGCAGAUGAACCCCUCAUACUUCGAAGGCCAGAUUUCCAAGUUAAUAUUGUUGCUAAAAAAUUUAGCUUGCCUACAAAAAAAUACAAAAUAGGGGGCAUGAACAGUCUUCUUGUGCAAUUUUUAAAAUAGGUGUGAAGCAGUCUCCUUUGAUAGAAAAUCAGACAUGGCAGCCACUUCGGUAAUGAAGUGCUAAGUAGAAAUGGAAAUGCCUUAAGAAGCAUUAACUUCUUCUUUACGGCACCAAAACACAGACAUGGGUGACCAAAAGGCACAUACCUAUUUGUCAUUUUACCUGCAGGAAAAAUGCCUCUGACACUCAAACCUGGUGGCUGCAGUGUUACUCUUUGCCCCACAGCCCUUGGGUCAUUGGUGCAUUUAUUGCUCUGCAUUACAAGACUGCAGGAAUAGAGAGGUGUGUGUUUAACCUGACAACCUGUGUGUUUAGCAUGGGUGCAUCUUCCUGCCUGUUUGGCAUGGGAUGUUAGACAAUGAGUACCUUAUACUUUUGUCAGACUAUCCAACAGCUUCAUAAGCUUGCAUUGUGCAAGCAUUGUGUCCGUUAAUUGUUUCUGGCUUAAGCCCUGAUCUUAAAAGUACUUGCAGAUGUAAGUAACUUUACUAUUUGUCAACUUUUAGAUUGUGUUACUGAAGGAUCAGACUCUUGGCUUGCUUAUACUUGUACUGGACCUUGCAGGAAUGUUCAGAGAAGCUCAGACUCGCAGGAGCAUUAAUUAAUAGCUCUGUAAGGAAUGGUGAGGACUCCUGACAGCUUCCAGGCAGCAGCACGGAUAAAUUGGUUUUGUUUAGAUUUAAAAAUAUUAGUUGAUAUAAUGAUUCUUCCAUGGUGUGUUUUGUCUUCUAAUAGGGAUUUUUUGAUGGAAGGGAGUGAAGAACCUCAUUGAUGUUUAUUCCCCUCUUGUGUAGCUAAGCAUUCUUCUGGCCUUUUUUCUAAGACCAAGCUGGAGCUCUGAAGAAACUUCACUUCAAUGCGUGAGGACUGCAGGACAGAAUGAUGGCCUUGCAGGAGCAGGUCUGGCCAGUCCCAAUGAAGGCAAUUGGAGCACAAAACCUUCUGACAAUGCCUGGAGGAGUCACCAAGUCAGGGUAUCUUCAUAAAAAAGGAGGCACCCAGCUGCAGAUCCUGAAGUGGCCACUGAGAUUUGUUAUUAUCCACGAAGGAUGUAUCUACUAUUUUAAGAGCAGCACAUCUGCAUCUCCCCAGGGUGCAUUUUCUUUGAAAGGUUACAACAGGGUUAUGAGGGCAGCUGAGGAGACAACAUCAAGCAAUGUGUUUCCUUUCAAGUUAGUUCACAUAAGCAAGAAGCACAGGACAUGGUUUUUUUCAGCUUCUUCUGAAGAUGAAAGAAAGAAUUGGAUGCUAUCUUUGAGAAGGGAAAUUGGUCACUACCAUGAGAAGAAAGAAACAAUAACAGAAUUUAGUGACUCUGGUUCUGAUGCAGACAGUUUCUAUGGCUCAGUAGAACGUCCCAUUGACAUCAAGUAUUCCCACCAUUCAGCAGAAAAUGAAGAUUACGAUCAGGAGGAAGAGGAUGAGUCUUAUUUGCAGCCGGAUACUUCUGACAUAGUGAAGGAUGAUAUGGUCCUGCCCCCUGCGUACCCACCUCCGCCCGUUCCUCACGUCAGGAAAUCUCCCUACUCAGAAGCAAGGGCACAUUCCUUCUCUGGCAAACCCACUGCACCAGUACCACCACCACCUCCUAAGAGGAGCUUACCUGAAAUCAAACUAGAGCCACCCCCUGUGCCCCCUUUACCUGUGUUCAAAAAGCCUGCAAGUGGCAAAGAGUCUCACCCACUGCCUCCAGAGCCUUUGCCUCCAGCCCAAGUCCUUGCUCCUCCAGAAGCAUGUGAGAAGCUAAAAGGCUUAAACCUUUCCCCACGGACCCCUCCUCCUCUGCCAGGCAAUAAACCCAAGUUGUCACAGCUUGCUGAAAAGCUAGUAGAGCCCAAAGUGCCAAGGGAACAUGGUAAACCUGGACUGUUUGUGCCACCAGUGAUCCCAAAGCCAGUCGUGCCAAGCCACCAGCCCCCUGCAGUCAAGCCCAGAACAGAGAAAUCUUUAUGUCCCCAGUUACAGAGAUCACCACCAGAUGGACAGAGUUUUAGAAGCUUUUCAUUUGAAAAACCAGCACUACCCUCCAAGCCAAGCCAACCCGAUGAUGACUCUGAUGAUGAUUAUGAAAAAGUUGGGCUGCCUGUUUCAGUAUUUCUUAAUACCUCUGAAUCUUUCGAAGUUGAAAGGAUAUUUAAAGCUAGUAACCCACAAGGACAACCACAAAAUGGAUUGUACUGUAUUAGGAACUCAUCUACUAAGCCUGGAAAGGUAUUGGUUGUAUGGGAUGAACCUGCAGGAAAAGUGAGAAACUACAGAAUCUUUGAAAAGGACAGCAAGUUUUACCUGGAUUCAGAUAUCCUGUUUUUGAACAUGGGAAGUUUGGUGGAAUACUACAGCACUCAUGUCUUACCCAGUCAUGACAGCCUGAUUCUCAGGUGUCCUUAUGGUUACUCUAAGCCAAGGUGACAGGACAGCCACGGCUCACUGAGACCCUGCUGCCCCUGAGGACAGGACUCCUGCCACUGUUGGACAUCCUGCUGUUUGCACACACAAACUGAGUCUGUUUCCACCUUUUAUUCUCACAUAAAUUGUUAUAUAAGUUCCAUUUAAUGAACUUCUGGUAAAACCUUAGAGGCCAGAUCAGUGGAUUUCAUGGGCUUUUUUUUUUACAAAGAUCUGAACUGAUUUGGCUGUGAAAGCUGUCCAGGAUACCCACACCUUUUAUAAAACUGCUGCUAUUACUAAUCUCCUUGGAAUGUUGAAGAUGAACGUGAACAGAGAAGUGAUCUGAAUACAGCUGAUCUAGCAAAUGGACACUUCUGGAAGUAUGUCAGAAUUUAUUGUGACAGGGAAUACUAAUACUCUGACUUGGAGGUACUGCUCCUAAAGUCAGCAUUGGUGCUGAACUGAGAUAUUUUGUAUUACUUGUAUAGUUGAUGUGUACAUAAUGAAGAUUUCUGUGCAAAUUAUUUUAUUUACUAUAGGUAAAGAUGAUCAGGAAAUUAGGCUUUUUUUUAAGCCACCUCUUAUGUUCUUGUACCUUCUGAGUACAGUAAUCACUAUCAGGUACUAUCUGGCUGAUAUGGGUGUGACAUCCCAUGUACUGCUUAAUGAUGUGCACUUCAGAGAAGUGUGGAACAAUAUUGAUUUGGCUUUCAUUGGAGCCCUGUUACCUAGUUCUGAACUGGAAGGGUUCAUGCCACUGGUGUUUUUAAAGGAUAUGAGAAAAGAGAAAGGGCUACUUGAGAUUUGUGGGAAGGGAAGGGAGCCAUUUGAAUUCCAAAUUCCAAAUAGCAGUUUUAUCUCACAUUGCCAUAGUCAAAGGUUCUUUAAAACAAAGCACAAAAAAACCACCUGAAACCAUGAAACUAUGAUUGUGAUGCUACUAUCAAUCCAAAAAUCUUUGUGGUCACAUUUUGUUGUCAGCCAGAUGCAUUUUUUUUCUGUUCUAGGGCAAAACACACUACCCUAAUCUGCUACCAAGACUUAUUUUAUCAUUAAAAUUUCUACUCAGUUUGUAGUUGCAUGCAAAACAAAAAUUUAUCUUUAAUCUACUGUCAGUGAUUGACAUUACCAGGGUGCUUUUAACAUUUUUUCCCUAAUAUUUUGGGGACAGGUGUCCUAAAUCCAAGGGCUUGACAUGUAUGCCAAAAUUACUCUAUUCCUGAAUUUUAAUAUGGAGGAGAAAUUAAUUUUAAGAACCUCUUAAGUAAUUCUGUUGAUCCAAAAAUGUCAUAAUGGUCUCAUACUCUAAUAAUAAGUUUACAAUACUUGUAACAAUAGUAAAUAAUUCAAGCACUCCUGAAACAGGAGAAGGUAUCUAGUUUUUUCAGUCUGAAUUUCUAUUAAUAAACUUUUUUUCUGUUACCUUUUCAAAGUUUAUACAUGCCCAUUUUAAUCUUGUUAGAUGGUCACAACUUUAAAAUCAUAACCAAACUAUUACAGAAUAAUGCUUUUCUUUUUAUGAAAACAAUAAACCAGGAUUUAGUCCCUAAUCAGAUGGAAUAUGAAGAUGAUACACAGGAAUUGAGGAAGGAAAUUCUGCCUCCAUCUUUUUCAAGAGACAGAGACAUACACAAUAUCAGUCUUUUGAUCUCUGUUCCUGCUGUAAUAGGACUUAUGUGUAUAAAGAAUAUGAAGUACUUAAAAUUCAGAUUCUGUUGAAUGUUGGAUAUUUUAAGUCUAAUUCCUUUUAUUUUAAAUUAGUAUCCCUGUGAUGUACUACCCUGACAUUAAUCCUCUCUAAAGAAGGUUCAGCCAAGACAGCAUUUUAAAAACUUUUUCGGCAAAUAGUUUUAUGUAUAUCAGAGUAAGUUCAAGUCUCUUGCAAUAUUCACAAAUGUCUAUAGAGUAAGAUUUUCCCUGUCUGGGAAUAAAUUGAGUUCAUUGUGUCAUGACAAUCAUACUUAUGGUAUGCUUUCUUUGGGGCCCUAUUCAGAUAUUUGAUUGUUUGCUCAACUUAUACUCAGAAGAUUUUUAAAUUGUAAACAUCCAUUUAAACCAUAACAUGCUCUUUACCUGUGUAAUAUGAGAGUUGCAAAUAUGUAAAUUUUUGUGUAAUUCCCUUUUGUAUCUAAAUGUAUAGAUUUCUGAAGUGGAUAAACUUUCAAUGCCAGUCCA